This is a messenger RNA of Microthlaspi erraticum, 783 nucleotides long. The record is from the annotation of a GenBank genome assembly. NCBI's taxonomy places the organism in Eukaryota, Viridiplantae, Streptophyta, Magnoliopsida, Brassicales, Brassicaceae.
AUGAAGGCGCCGGUUCGACGAUCGAAGCGGGUUGAUCAGGAGGAUUCAGAACUCAAGGUUACUACUCCGGUGGCGCUACGCGCACGAGAGAAGAAGAAUAGUUCCAAGACUCGAGCUGUUCGGGUCAGACCCGAAUACCCACUGACCCGCACCACCGCCGAGGAUAUGAAGCUAAUGCCUCCGGAGUUCUUUCAAAUCGACGCGCUUGAUCUUGCGCCGCGUUUGCUCGGCAAGUUUCUGAGGAAAGACAAUGUUGUUCUGCGUAUUACAGAGGUAGAAGCUUAUAGACCAAAUGAUUCAGCUUGCCAUGGACGAUUCGGGGUUACCUCACGGACCGCACCAGUUUUUGGACCAGGAGGGCAUGCUUAUGUUUAUCUAUGUUAUGGUCUCCAUAUGAUGCUCAACAUUGUUGCUGAUAAGGAAGGUGUUGGAGCUGCUGUAUUGAUACGCUCUUGCUCUCCUGUUGCCGAGGGUGAUGGCAUUGCAGGGCUGGAGACCAUACAAGAGCGUCGUGGCCAGAAAACCGACAAACCCGUUCUUCUUAAUGGACCAGGAAAGGUAGGGCAAGCGCUUGGACUUUCAACAGAGUGGUCUCAUCAUCCUCUCUAUUCUCCUGGAGGGUUGGAGCUUCUUGAUGGAGGAGAAGAAGUGGAGAAAGUAAUGUCUGGUCCUCGUGUUGGGAUAGAUUACGCAUUGCCUGAACAUGUCAAUGCCUUGUGGAGAUUUGCCAUCGCAGACACUCCAUGGAUAAGUGCUCCUAAGAACACUCUUAAGCCUCUCUAA